CACUGCACUUGUUCAUCAUUUCGAUUCAAGAAAUUCUAUUCAAACUUGCUGCGAUAAUAAAGUCAACGUAUUGAUGUGAAAAAUUGACAAUAAUUUUGAAGAAUACAGAGUGUGGUGGAUGAUAAAAAAAGAAAUCAUGUGCUGAAGAAAAAUUAGACAAGAAUUUAUUUGACAAUUCAAGGAAAAAUAUUUGAUCUGAAAUGGCUACAGGAAAUGUUUUCUGGACUGAUCCUUAUGCUGAACCUAAAGAAUUACAGCGUUUUGUCUUACCUACUGCUCCACGAUCUGCGAGGGCUGGUAAUAUUGAUAUAUCUUCCAUACCUAAGGGUCCACCAUACACAGCUUUUCUUGGUAAUUUACCAUACGAUGUGGACGAAGAUGAUAUUUUUCACUUUUUCCAAAGUGUACAGGUGAAAGAUGUUCGUUUGCCUCGAGAAUCAGGAAAUGGAAGGUUGAAGGGUUUUGGUAAUGCAGAGUUUGAUGAAAUGCAUGUUUUUUUAAAAGCUUUGGAAUUUGAUGAUCGGACUUUAAAGGGAAGGCGUAUUCGUGUUGAUGUGGCUGGACAAAGUCAGGGCACUGGUUUUCAAUAUGAUUCUCAACUUUCAACAUCAUCUUCUACAAACGAGUGCUCUGCAGAGCUAUAUUCUGACGACGAUACACAAAGUGUUGUUAGCUCCGUGUGCUUUGAUAGCGAUGAUAAUGUUGACGAUGAUGACGAUGGAAAGCAAAAACAACUACAAAAGAAAGUUAAAAUAAAAAAGGAAAUUGUUAAAUUUAUAUCAAAGCGAAACGCUUUCUCUUUACAGCUACGAGAAAAACUAAAAACAUUGUCAGCUGAUGUUGAACUGUACCCCCAAAAAGUCUGAUUGUUGUGACAAAGAAACCUGGUUCUAAGUUUAUCAAGAACUGGGGUAAUUGUUCUGCCAGUAUGGUUAGAACGUUUUGUGAUCGUUUUGCAAAAACGUGUUUGGAUAUCAAAGAUUCGGGACGUUUGCGGAAAGAUUUGCCAAAACUUGGUGGUAAAUUGCGUUCUACCUAUGCUGCUUACUGGAUUGAAGAUGGUAAUAAAAAGUUGGCUGUGAUGACUGAACGUGGCGAAUUAGAACAUGUUCUGGAUAUUGUGAGAACCUUUCUUAAAAACAAAAGUUUUUUGGUCCUGGAGGAAAAAUCUCUUGAAGAUGUUUCGCAGUCCAGAGAUUUGGUCCUCAAAAUUGACAAUGAUGUAGUAAAGUUUCUGAAAA
Molecule: messenger RNA, 1241 nt
Organism: Xenia sp. Carnegie-2017
Lineage: Eukaryota; Metazoa; Cnidaria; Anthozoa; Malacalcyonacea; Xeniidae
Product: eukaryotic translation initiation factor 4B-like
Exons: 7
Coding region: 201-866 (221 amino acids)
Molecular function (GO): RNA binding
Source: RefSeq, a predicted model, not a curated record